Wasmannia auropunctata (little fire ant) is the source of this 1240-nucleotide messenger RNA. RefSeq names its product eukaryotic translation initiation factor 3 subunit G-like. Gene Ontology annotation, cellular component: eukaryotic translation initiation factor 3 complex; cytoplasm. Lineage: Eukaryota; Metazoa; Arthropoda; Insecta; Hymenoptera; Formicidae. The coding region runs from base 292 to 1125 and encodes 277 amino acids. The record is from RefSeq and is a predicted model, not a curated record. Gene Ontology annotation, molecular function: translation initiation factor activity; RNA binding. The transcript has 3 exons.
AUUGGUAGAAAUGGACAUUACUGGGAGAUCGGUGAAAGAGGCCCUCAAAGUAGGCCAUUCGUCAAGUGACACAGAGUCAGUGCUGAUUGGCUGCAUACCUCACACGCGCAUACGCAGCUUAUUUUCAUCAUGUGAUUUGAGAAUGAUCGAAGAUAUCGUCGAAGAUAUCAGCAGACUAUCGGGACUACCGGGACAUCACGGAUUCCUCCAUUUUGAUCUUCGUUUCGUUAUAUGUAGUCUGUGUUUCGAUCUGAAUAAUCUGUCUACGGCCAGCUGUCUAAUUCCUACGAGAUGCCAGUUAAGAGCGAGAUCAAGUCCAGUUGGGCUGAUGAAGUUGAGGAAGAGGGAACAUUACCCCCACCUUCCACAGUCUAUGAGAACGGCUUCAAAAUUCAUACCGAAUAUAAAUACAAUGAGGAGGACAAGAGAGUCAAGAUUGUAUGCACUUACAAGAUAGAGCGGCGUAUAGUGUCGAAAACAAUUGCCGCUCGUAAAGAUUGGAAAAAGUUCGGCGACUCCGCUGACGAUGGGCCGGGUCCGAAUCCGGCCACCACUCUCGUUGGCGAGGAAGUGGUCGUACAAUUUAUAUCCAGCAAGGAGGAGGAGAACAAAGUGGAGGAAGAUUCCCUCGACCGGUUGAAAAAUAUGGGCGACAAGGGUGUCGUCAAGUGCCGUAACUGCAACGGCGAUCACUGGACGUCCAAGUGCCCGUACAGAGACACCGCGGCAGUUCUCACUGGUGGAAAAUUAGCACCGGACGAGAAAUCGCUCGCGUCUGAAGCCAAGAGUGAAGGAGGGAAGUACGUGCCGCCCGGUAUGCGCGAUGGCGCGAGCAAACGCGGUGAUUCAAUGAUGCAGCGACGUGACGACGCGUUCGCCAUACGCAUCGCGAAUCUGUCGCAGAGCACGACGGACGCGGAUCUGGACGAUCUCGUCAGACCCUUCGGGUCGGUGGUAAAACAGUAUCUCGCGAAAGAGACGAAACUUGGAAACCUGUGCAAAGGGUUCGCUUAUGUUCACUUCAGGUACAGGGCCGACGCUCAGAAAGCGAUCGACGUGCUAAAUGGUUACGGUUACGAUCAUCUCAUCCUGAGCGUCGAAUGGUCGAAUAGGCCGCAAAUUUAAAUAACAUGAUAAAACAAUUAGAUCUACGUACAUUAUUCUCAUUAUUGUAAAAAUCAAAAAUAUACUUAAUUAGCAUAAUAUAUAUUUUAUUUACGCCAUUGUUGAAAAUAAAAAU